Messenger RNA from Papaver somniferum (opium poppy), 4680 nucleotides. Its product is annotated as phytochrome E-like. The coding region runs from base 844 to 4167 and encodes 1107 amino acids. Gene Ontology annotation, biological process: regulation of DNA-templated transcription; signal transduction; detection of visible light. Gene Ontology annotation, molecular function: phosphorelay sensor kinase activity; protein binding. The record is from RefSeq and is a predicted model, not a curated record. Lineage: Eukaryota; Viridiplantae; Streptophyta; Magnoliopsida; Ranunculales; Papaveraceae. The transcript is spliced from 4 exons.
AUAUUUCUGAAGGGCAAAAUAACUUAUGGGGGUUUUGGUUGAUAUAUUGACAUUACAGUUUCACCAUGACCGUCGAGUUUUUGUCAUCUCGCUGCUCUCUUUUCUCUACUCAAGGGUUAAUUAUCAGUUCGAUUCAUAACAUAAUGAUUUGAUCAGGUAAUAACCCUUCGAGAUAUUCAUAUUCUGGGAUGACUGGAGUCCUCGGGCAGAUGAGAUUUGUUGGCUUGUGUUUGAAUGAUCUUUACGAUGUGUAACAUACAUCCCUGCUAAAACGAAAGCAGGUUUAAGAGCUGGGGGCGUCAAGCAGUUCCGGUCUAAGAGUUCAGACAAUCAGAACUCCCAGAGAUGUUCUGACUUUUUCUGAGACUGGCUUUUAUCAUAAUAUGCUGACGGACAAGACCACACAGUACAAAAGCACACGGAUUCAGAGAAAGGGUUUAUCUGGGGGUUUUAAAGAAGAGUUUUAAGUGGCGUUUCUAUUUUCGAUGCCGCUUUAUAGUUAUUGCUUUUACACUUUUGUAGUCGGUGAAAAAAAAAACCAGUUUUUUUGCUUUUGUUUUGGUACCCAGAUUCAGACAACACAGAUUUUCGUUUUAUUUCCAUAGUCCACUCUACCUAAAUAAAUACUAGACAGUUUUCAGUAAUACUCAUUUCACAUUCUUAUUAAUAAUCUCCUCUUCCUGGUUUAAGUUUCAUCCUCUCUCUUUCUCGUUCCUGUAGGUUCAGAAGUUUUUUAGUAGUUUUUGAGUUGGUUUAAUUAGAGAUAUGUACAGACAGAAAAGAACUUCCUGAAGAAACCCACCUACACCUGCGUUUUGAUUUUGUGAGAAAAAAAAACAGAAAAUGGAUUCAAAUAGCAGGGGAACCAAAACAAAGAAGAAUUCUCCUUCUACAUCAUCAACAAACAAUAAGAAGAACAAAGCAAAUGAUCAGUAUAACGAAGAUGCUAAUCUUCUUGCUGAUUUCGAAUCAAGUAGUAAAUCAGGUACAUCUUUUAACUAUCCAGAAUUAAUUCAUUCUGCUAAAAUACCAGUACCUGAACAACAAAUUUCUGCCUAUCUUACUAAAAUUCAAAGAGGUGGUUUUAUUCAGUCUUUUGGUUGUAUGAUUACCAUUGAGGAACCUUCUUUUAGAAUCAUUGCUUACAGCGAGAACACCAUCCGGCUUUUGGAUAUUUUAAAUGAUUGUACCGAUAACUCAGAAUAUCAAAUUCUUCUAGGCUUAGAUGCUCGAACAUUUUUCACACAUUCCUCUGGAGAUUCUCUCACAAAAGCUACGGCUUCUUUCGAUAUUUCUUUGUCGAACCCUGUAUUAGUCCAUUCAGUAAGCACCCAGUCACCUUUUUAUGCCAUACUACACAGGAAUGAUGUUGGAACUGUUAUUGAUUUCGAACCAGUUUUAUCCGGUGAUCCUGCAUUUUCUGUUGCUGGUUCCAUGCAGUCACAGAGAUUCGCUGUUCAAGCAAUUUCCAGGUUGCAGUCAGUUCCUGGUGGAGAUAUUGGUGCCGCUUGUGAUACCUUAGUUGAAGAUGUCCGGGUGCUCACUGGAUAUGACAGGGUGAUGGUUUACAAAUUUUAUGAAGAUGAACAUGGUGAGGUUAUUUCCGAGAUAAGGAGGUCUGAUUUGGAGCCUUAUUUAGGAUUGCAUUAUCCUGCAACAGAUAUCCCUCAAGCUGCUCGAUUUCUGUUCCAACAAAACCGAGUUAGGAUGAUAUAUGAUUGUCAUUCAGAUCCUGUUCCAGUUAUUCAAAGCCAAGAACUAAAGCAACCAUUGUUGUUAGUGAAUUCAACCGUUCGAUCACCGCAUGCUUGUCAUACACAGUAUAUGGCCAAUAUGGGUUCAAUUGCUUCCCUUGUUAUGGCGAUUCUUAUAAAUGAGAAUGGGUCGUUAAAGCUUUGGGGUUUAGUUGCUUGUCACCAUUGUUCACCACGUUACGUUCCUUUUCCCCUGCGUUACGCUUGUGAAUUCCUCAUUCAAGCAUUUGGUCUACAUUUGCGUAGAGAACUUAAUUUGGUGUCACAACUGGAGGAGAAAAAAACUCUCAAAACGCAAACCUUGUUGUGUGAUAUGCUCCUCAGGGAUGUCCCAUUUGGGAUUGUGACUCAGUCUCCAAAUAUUAUGGACCUGGUGAAGUGUGAUGGAGCUGCAUUGUAUUAUGAAGGAAAAUGUCAAUUGUUGGGUGUUACUCCAAAUGAAAAACAGAUACAAGAUAUUGCAGAUUGGUUGCUUACUUAUGAUAGUGAAUCAACAGGAUUUACUACCGAUAGUUUGGUUGAUGCUGGGUACCCUGGUGCAGAGUUGCUCCUUGAUGUGGUUUGUGGCAUGGCCACUGUAAGAAUAAAUUCGAAAGAUUUCUUGUUCUGGUUCCGAUCUCGCACUGAAAAAGUAGUUAAAUGGGGAGGAGCUAAGCAUCAUCUUGAGGAUAAAGAUAAUGAUGGCAAGAUGCACCCUAGGUCGUCGUUUAAGGCUUUCCUUGAGGAAGUAAAAUAUAAAAGUUUGCCAUGGGAACUUUUGGAAAUGAAUGCUAUCCAUUCUCUACAACUGAUAAUGCGAGGUCAAAGUGGUACUGGUAUAUCAAUUGAGCGGCAACUGAUGACUGAAGGGGUGGAUGAACUCAGAUCUGUGGCUUCCAAAAUGGUCAACCUGAUCGAGACAGCAAUUGUCCCAGUUAUUGCUGUAGAUUCUCAUGGUAACGUCAAUGGUUGGAACACCAAAGUUGCUGAAUUGACAGGGUUACCAGAAACAGGAGCUUUGGGUAAAUCCCUAAUUAAUGAGCUUGUCUGUGAAGAAUCCCGUGAGACUGUUGAUAAUCAUCUCUCUCGAGCUCUGCAAGGAGAGGAGAGUAAAAAUGUUCAGAUAAAACUAAGAACUUUUGGGUCGCAGCAGCAAAAUGAGGCUGUAUAUAUAGUUGCAAAUGCAUGUACCACUAAGAACUGCUCAGACAAUGUUGUUGGUGUAUCCUUCAUGGGUCAAGAUGUCACGAAAGAGAAAGCUCUCAUGGAUAAAUUUAUCCGAUUGCAGGGAGAUUACAAAGCUAUCAUACAAAGUCUUGAUCCGUUGAUUCCACCAAUAUUUGCUUCAGAUGAGAAUGCAUGUUGCUGUGAGUGGAACACAGCAAUGGAAAAGCUAACAGGUUGGACAAAGGGAGAAGUUAUUGGUAAAAUACUUGCUGGUGAAAUAUUUGGGAAGUUGUGCCAGCUGAAAGAUCAAGGUGCUAUCACUGAGUUUAUGGUCCUCUUGUAUCAGGCAAUUUGUAGUCACGUUACCUUGAAAUUCCCAUUUGUUUUUUUUGAUAAACGAGGGGAAUACUGUAAGUUUGUGCUAACAGCGAAUAAGAGGGUUGAUAUGGAAGGGAAUACCAUUGGAUGUUUUUGCUUCCUCCAAAUGGCAGUCCCAGACCUAAUACAAGAUGUGCAAAACCAGCAAGAGAGGAAGUGUCUUGUGAGACUUAAGGAGUUGGCAUACAUUCAAGAAGAGACAAAAGCGCCUUUGGGUGGAGUUCGUUUUGCCCACAAACUCCUGGAGUCUAGUUCUCUAUCAGAUCAAAUGAAGCGGCUUUUGAAGACCAGUGAUGCAUGUGAGAAGCAGAUGGUAAAGAUCAUUGAGGAUUGCAGUUUAGAAAGUAUUGAGAAAGGGUCUAUGGAGCUACAUAAGGACUGGUUUUCACUUGGAAUUGCUAUGGAUGCAAUUAUUAGUCAAGUAAUGAUUUUGUUGACAGAAAAGAAAUUGCAGCUCAAUUAUGAAAUCUCAGAGAAAACCAAAACACUAUCCAUAUACGGGGAUCAAAUUAGACUUCAACAACUUCUAACAGCUUUUCUGCUACAUAUAGUACACCAUGCACCAUCCCCCGAGGGUUGGGUAAAUAUUGAAGUUGAACUCAGCUCUGUUUUAUAUCAGGAUUCAGGAACAGUUUUGCAGUUACAAUUCAGAUUGGCUCAUCCUGGAGAAGGACUACCUCCUGAACUCGUACAAGAUAUGGUCAGUGGAGGAACGCAGUGGUCUUCACCGGAAGGUGUAGGGUUAAGCUUGUCAAGGAAGCUUCUGAGGAUGAUGAAUGGUCAAAUUCGUUAUAUCAGGGAACCAACGAAAUGUUUCUUCCUCAUUCAUAUCAAGUUUCCAACUACUUGGGAAACAUGUUUGCAAUCAAAUGAUGUGUUGGCAUGUUAACAAGUCCAGCUAGCUCAUUGCAACAUGCGCAAAAUUUUGACAGGCAAUGGUUUAAUUUUGCAAUAAGAUGUUUGGUUUUGUGUAGUUUUUCUUUCUUUUUGUUGUUGGCCAUGGCCAAAACAUGACUGGUGGCCCAAGGAAUGCAAUUGCAGAUUUCAUCAGUUGUAGAAACAAAAGGCUCUCCAGCAUAAACACUGGUCAGACGCCUCACCAAUGUUAGUGUAAUAGAUUUUUUUUCUUCUUUUACUGUAACAAGAGAAGUGAUAGUCAGGCUUCCAAAUCUUUGUACAUUUACUUCACAGCAAGAUGAAACAAAAAAGAGUCAUAUUCAUAUAUACUCUUUCAUGAAAAAGGAUGAAAUUACAAAAGCAUCGUCAGUUAUGUUCACUCUAUACAUUUUUUUGGUAAGCCAACUUUUGAAUCAUCCUGUAAGAUUUUAGACUACCCAUACAUACAAAUGUAUCAUCCCCAUAUAUAAACAUGUAUUCAUAUUUGCAGUAACCAGUUCAACCC